UCUUCAACGAAGAAGAGUGGAUCACGCAGAUUGAUGGAGAGGCCCAGGGUCGCAGAUCGGGGGAAUCAAGCCAGGGAUCGAGCUGCCCAAGGUGUUCUAGGUGGCAACAUCAUCAACGCGUUCGCUCGUGGCAGCGGAAAACCGGUUGAGCGGACUCGCGGUGGUGUCACAGAGCAUGUGUCCGGUAUCAACUCCCCACCUCCGACNGGACGGUACAGUAGACACAAUGGCGAAAAAGAACGCGUACACGAGCGCCAUCCCAUACCGUGCCCUCACUGUCCCAUGACCUUCGUGAACGAGCAAGGACUUGGGAUCCACGUGAAAACACAGCACAGCAAUGCAAACAUGUCCAACGGCUUGCGGCUGCAGCGGAUGCUAGGGAAGACUCCCAAAGGGAAGGCGUUCCCAGGUGGCAACAUCAUCAGCGCGUUCGCUCGUGGCAGCGGAAAACCGAUUGAGCAGACUCGCGGUGGUGUCACAGAGCAUGUGUCCGGUAUCAACUUCCCACCUCCGGCCCCGGAGCGGCGCCUACCGUGCCCUCACUGUCCCAUGACCUUCGUCAACGAGCAAGGACUUGGGAUCCACGUGAAAACACAGCACAGCAAUGCAAACAUGUCCAAUGGCUUGCGGCUGCAGCGGAUGCAAGGGAAGACUCCCAAAGGGUAUGUUCAGCCGUGGGAAGAAGCCGGGCCUGGACGUUGUUGGCACGUGAAGGUCGAUGGUGCGACGGGGGCGGCUUCGUUCGUCCUCCAACGGAAGCGCUUCCGCGAUCUCGACUUGGAAAGCGACGGCUUUACGGACCGCAAAGUCAAGGAGACUCGUGGAGCUGCGAAGCGCAAGCGGUACGAUUCAGACCUCUUCAAGGAGGAGCAGCUCACGCCUCUCCAGUACUUAGAGGACCGUCUCAAGGUUAACUACAGCCUGAUCGUGAAGUAUGACGUAAAGAAGACCCUCCUUGCCAAACAGAAGCCAAAGCGGUGGUUUCCUGAGGAAGAGAAGAAGCUGUACAAUAUGUUCUUGGCGCGGCGGAGGAGGAAGCUGAAGGUGUCGACCCUGUGGCUGACGGUCACGUUCCGGAAGCUCGUGCAAGAGAAUCACCCUGAGGACCAACGGGCGGCGGCGUUCAGCGCGUCCUUCAGGUGGGCACGAAAAUGGGCAAAGAGGCAUAAGCUGUCCAAACGGCGCAGGAGCAACCUCAAGGACAAGUCUGUUGAAGAGCGCCUACCAAAGAUCCAGCGCUUCCACCGGCGGUUUCGCGAGCUCCUGCAAGAGCCGGUACGGUACAGGGCACCCGAGGCAUCGGACGUGUCGGCGAUGUCGACGGUCGCGGAGGGCGAGUCCAGAGAUCCCAAGUACGGUCAGUUCCAGCUCUGGGAGCGUUAGAAUGUGGAUCAAGUGCCUUUGCCAUUCGUGAACGGGCUGACCAGCACGUGGGAGAAGACAGGCGCGUUGCGUG
Molecule: messenger RNA, 1456 nt
Organism: Ectocarpus sp. CCAP 1310/34
Lineage: Eukaryota; Phaeophyceae; Ectocarpales; Ectocarpaceae
Source: the annotation of a GenBank genome assembly